Molecule: messenger RNA, 2899 nt
Organism: Alnus glutinosa
Lineage: Eukaryota; Viridiplantae; Streptophyta; Magnoliopsida; Fagales; Betulaceae
Product: ATP-dependent zinc metalloprotease FTSH 10, mitochondrial-like
Exons: 8
Coding region: 302-2749 (815 amino acids)
Biological process (GO): mitochondrial protein processing; protein-containing complex assembly
Cellular component (GO): m-AAA complex; chloroplast thylakoid membrane
Molecular function (GO): metalloendopeptidase activity; ATP binding; zinc ion binding
Source: RefSeq, a predicted model, not a curated record
CCCAACGCCCCUGCUGACCUCACCAACCAUGCCCCAAUCAGAAAACGCGACCCACAAAUAUCUAUCGCGCCCAAACAGCACCUUAUAUAUAUCGUCAGCCUUCUUAUCCAACACUUCCAAAAACUCAUUCGUUUAAUUUUGCCCCAGAAAUUAACGUCCAGUUAAACCCUAGUACUGUAAUUGUUUUUAGCAACGUUAUUUCCAAGAUUGUCACCUUAGAUCUGUUCCUGUUUUUUUUUUUUUUAAGAAUCAGAACCAUAAUAUAGAAUACCACUCAUUUUCUAUCUGAGUCAUCAAAAUAAUGAUCUUUUCGAGGCUUGGCCGUUCCUUGUCACGGUCUUCUCGCUCUAAAAAUUUGUUGUAUGGUGGUGGUGUUGGGAGAUCGGUGAUCGGCAACGAAGGGCUUCUGGGGGUGCCAGGUGUGAAUGCGUAUCUGGGUCGUGUGGAUGGGGGAUUAGGGUUUUUGAGGAGGUAUUUAGCGACAAUUGGAGCUCACAAGGAGUUGGUUUCGAAGGCGUGUUUGUCCGAUUUGAACCGUGUUCUUGCAAACCCUAGACUACGUCGGCUUUUCUCGAGUGAAGCCCCCAAGAAAAAGAAUUAUGAAAACUUUUAUCCGAAGGAAAAGAAGGAAAUUCCGAAGGGAAAGGAGCAAAAAUCGGAGUCAAAAGAUGACUCAAAAACAGAUGAUCAUUGGAGUUUUCAAGACAUUUUCACAAAAUUUCAGAAUUCAUUGACCCCUUUAAUUAUAAUUGGGCUAGUUCUUUCUUCCAUGUCAUUUGGUUCUCGUGAAGAGCAACAGAUUAGUUUUCAAGAGUUCAAAAACAAGCUUCUGGAGGCCGGUAAAGUUGACCACAUAGUUGUUACUAAUAAGUCAGUCGCGAAAGUUUUUGUAAGGAGCUCACCACGCAAUCAGACAAGUGAUGAUAUUGUGCAUGGACCUGUUAAUGGUACCCCUGCAAAAGGGAAUGGGGGCCAGUAUAAAUACUUUUUCAACAUUGGUAGUGUUGAAUCUUUUGAAGAGAAGUUGGAGGAAGCCCAGGAAGCAUUAGGGAUAGAUUCCCAUGAUUAUGUUCCUGUAACAUAUGUCUCUGAAAUGGUUUGGUACAAUGAAUUGAUGAGAUUUGCACCAACGCUCUUGCUUUUGGGGUCCCUUUUGUUUAUGGGGCGGAGAAUGCAAGGUGGGCUAGGUGUUGGUGGCAGUGGUGGAAAGGGUGCCCGUGGGAUAUUCAACAUAGGAAAGGCACAUGUUACGAAAGUAGAUAAGAAUGCCAAGAAUAAGAUAUAUUUCAAAGAUGUUGCUGGUUGUGAUGAGGCAAAGCAAGAAAUUAUGGAAUUUGUGCACUUCCUAAAGAACCCUAAGAAAUAUGAGGAUUUGGGAGCAAAGAUUCCAAAAGGUGCUCUUUUGGUAGGCCCUCCAGGCACGGGAAAGACCCUUCUAGCAAAAGCAACUGCAGGGGAGUCUGGUGUCCCUUUUCUUUCUAUAUCUGGUUCAGACUUCAUGGAGAUGUUUGUUGGUGUUGGACCGUCCAGGGUCAGAAACUUGUUUCAAGAAGCAAGGCAGUGUGCUCCCAGUAUAGUUUUUAUUGAUGAGAUUGAUGCAAUUGGUCGAGCAAGAGGGCGUGGGGCCUUUUCAGGUGCCAAUGAUGAGCGUGAAAGUACGCUAAAUCAGUUGCUAGUAGAAAUGGAUGGCUUUGGAACCACCUCUGGAGUUGUUGUGAUUGCUGGCACUAAUAGACCUGAUAUUUUAGACAAAGCACUAUUGAGGCCUGGCCGAUUUGAUCGCCAAAUUACCAUUGAUAAACCUGAUAUUAAAGGUCGUGACCAGAUAUUUCGGAUCUACUUGAAAAAAAUUAAACUUGAUCAGGAGCCAUCAUAUUACUCUCAGAGGCUUGCAGCCCUCACGCCUGGAUUUGCUGGAGCAGACAUUGCGAAUGUCUGCAACGAAGCUGCUCUAAUUGCUGCAAGGAAUGAGGGAACACAGGUCACAAUGGAUCAUUUUGAGGCAGCUAUAGAUAGGAUCAUUGGUGGUUUGGAGAAGAAGAACAAGGUGAUAAGCAAGCUGGAGCGCCGUACUGUUGCCUACCAUGAAUCAGGUCAUGCUGUUGCUGGCUGGUUCUUAGAACAUGCAGAACCCUUGUUGAAAGUGACAAUUGUGCCUCGUGGUACAGCGGCACUUGGAUUUGCCCAAUACGUUCCUAAUGAAAACCUUCUCAUGACUAAGGAGCAGCUUUUCGACAUGACCUGCAUGACCCUCGGUGGCCGGGCUGCUGAGCAGGUGCUGUUGGGGAAAAUAUCAACAGGGGCUCAAAAUGACUUGGAGAAGGUGACAAAGAUGACCUACGCCCAAGUAGCAGUCUAUGGUUUUAGCGACAAGGUGGGUCUCCUCUCUUUUCCUCAAAGGGAAGACUCAUUUGAAAUGAGCAAGCCGUACAGCAGCAAGACUGCAGCAAUUAUUGACAGUGAAGUGCGAGAAUGGGUGGGCAAGGCAUAUGUACACACAAUCCAACUUAUAGAGGAACACAAAGAGCAGGUGGCCAAAAUUGCCGAGCUGUUGCUUGAAAAGGAAGUUCUUCACCAAGAUGACUUGCUUCGAGUUUUGGGUGAACGGCCAUUCAAAUCAACCGAGCUCACGAAUUAUGAUAUAUUUAAGCAAGGUUUUGAAGAGGAAGAUCAGAAGACUGUGGAGAUACCUGUUACUGAGGAGGAGGACGGAUCUUCACCCCUAGAACCUCAAGUAGUCCCAACGUGAUUACUAGGGACGUUGGCUGUAAUUGUACAUGGAAUGAAUUAUGAGUUUUCCAUUUCCCUUAAAAGUUCCCCAAAAUUUGUACAAUCGGUAUUUAUGAUUACAGCGCCAUUUGGAAAAUAUAUUAUAUUUCAGAGAUAUGUUUUUUUUUUA